This is a messenger RNA of Bursaphelenchus xylophilus (pine wood nematode), 2401 nucleotides long. Lineage: Eukaryota; Metazoa; Nematoda; Chromadorea; Rhabditida; Aphelenchoididae. The record is from the annotation of a GenBank genome assembly.
AUGUCGGAACCUAUUCUUUACUCUUAUUGGAGAAGUUCUUGUUCAUGGAGAGUCCGGAUUGCACUAGAAUUGAAGAAAGUGCAAUACCAGCAGGUCCACAUCCAUCUACUGAACCAGGAACAGGUAAAGAGUUGGCUUCUCUAAAUUCUUUAUUGCUAGUCCGAAGAGAAGUAUCUCCAAAUUAACCCGGCUGGAAUGAUUCCUACCUUCGUACACGAUGGGAAUGUAAUCACAGAGUCGUUGGCCAUCCUCGAAUACCUCGACGAAGUUUUUGAGGGACCCAAACUUAUUUAUGGAAAUGCGGCCAAGAAAGCUUUGAUUCGAAGUCUGGCGCUAAUUGUAAGUACUGACGACGUACUUUGCUGAAUGAGGUUAUCUUUAGAUUAUAAGCAAUAUACAGCCUUUGCAAAACCCUCGGGUCACUGCUGUACACAGUAAUGACAAGGCGAAGAGAGAAGAAUUCGCGAGACAUUUCAUUGAUAGAGGCUUCGAAACCCUCGAGAAACGUCUUAAGGCAACUGCGGGAAAGUACAGUGUCGGCGAUGAGCUGAGUCUGGUAGAUGUGUGCAUCCCAUCUCAAGUAUAUUCGGCUAUCAGGUGGGUUAUUAGCACUAACUUCCGACCGAAGGGAGACUGAACCCCUCCUUUAUCCCCUCGGAAGGGAAUCUUCCUGACUAAACCCCCCAAAACAAAAUUCGGGUACCCCCGAUGACGGAACGGCCAAAAUGACAUAAUCUGGCCAAAUUGAAUUAUGGCCAUGGUGCAAAAAUAUGGCUAACAAGGAAAGUACCCCAAGUGCGACGCUCAGAUUUUGAUGAAACUUGGCACAAAUUUAGAAUAAUUUUUUCUAAAAAAUCUGCGAGAAUACUAGCUCGCGCUUUGCAGAAACAAUCGAGAUUUUUAGAUCGAAAGUCGGCGAAAAUUAAAGACUUUUUGCCGAAUUUCGGCACAAAAAGUUUCAUGCCUAUUUCUACCAUAGAGGGUAAUGUUUCCACAAAAAAUUAACCUUUUCCGCACGAAACUAGCAAAGCAAUGGCCAAAAAGUGGUUUUCUCUCUGACCGCUCUCCGCGUUUAGCGUACUCUCUCGGUCGCAAAGAUCGUUGAAUAUCUCGGCUUCGCCUUCAAAGCGCGAGCUAAAACUUUGAGGAAUUGAUACUUAGUCUAUGCCCGAAGCGUGUGCAAAAUUUUAAAAAAAUCCGAGCGUCGCACUUGCGGUACUUCCCCUGUAAAUUGUAAAAAAAUUUGGCCAAAUCGGAAAAAAUUUUUACAACCGUGAAAAAUGGAAACAGGCCAUUACGGGGUGGGAUCUUACGGGGCGCCCCUACGGGGUUAGAACGUAAUGGGUCGGCCUUACGAAGUCAAAGCAAAUUCUGGGGUUGCUGGGUUCUGGAGCAUAAAUAAUUUUAUAUUUUUUCAACUACUGACUACUUUUGAUGACGUAAUAUUGUAAAAUUUUUGAAAAAAAAUGUCGAUUCUGAGGUAGUUCGGCACGUUGAAUAUGUGCCAAUUACAGACUGGCUCUCAGUUAGCUGAUAACAGCGUCAGUUCCUUCAAGUAACGGGUUACUGCCCUUUCGGGAUGAGCCAUUUCGGGGUCAAGGCAAAUAAUGGGGUUUCCGGGUCCCGGAGCAUAAAUAGUCACAUUUUUUGGGGCUUCGGUAGUUCAACCCCCCACGAAAGGUAGUUCAAACAACCCACUGUUUUGCCCGUUUCACACCCCACAUAAUGAACAAAUUAGAAUAAUACAAAAAAUGUAAGUGGGGGUUUGAUCUACUACGUUGGGGGUUUGAUCUAAAACGUAGCGGGCUUGACCUAAAACGUAGGGGGCUUUUUCUAAAACGUAGGGGCUUCAUCUAAAACGUAAGGGGCUUGUGCUGGACCAUACAACUUGGAUUAAUUCUUUGAAAUAAAUUUUGGGGUUCCGAAUGGACGAGGGGGGUUGUACUGGGUCAUGGGGGGCUAAACUGGACUGGGGGGCUGUACUACCUUAGCCCCCAUUUUUUAAACUCCUGAUUAAUUUUAUGACGUAAUCUUGUAAAAUUUUUGAAAAAUAGAGAUGGUUGAAAAAAAUUUGCCUUGACCCCGAAAGAGAUCACCCCGAAAGGGCACGUUUCCUCAAAAAAAUUCACUUUAAUAUUUUUUUUUUUCACUUUGGCCAGAUUUUUUCAAUUUGGCCAAAUGCCAGUACUUUUUCAUUGUGGGGUCCAGUCAGGCAUUCCUUCAGACAUCUAAGGUAUAAGUGAAUACAAACAACUCUUACAGAUUUAACGUGGACAUGAGAAAGUUUCCAAUCAUCCAGAGAAUUAACGAGGAAUUGGGAAAACUUCCUGCAUUCAUUAAAGCGGACGAGAAACAUCAACCUGACACUCCGGCAGAGUUCAGAGCCGAAAUUGAAAAGUAA